ACAAACGUUGUUGAAAAUUUUUCUAUUAUUUUUUUCAAAUGGCGUGCGUGAAUAUUUGAAAUAUUUACAAAUUAUCUUAAGGUGGUUCGCUUAUAACAGUAAGGUUAUAAAUACAAUGCUCGUUUGAAACGAAUUAGUUGAAUGACAAAUAACAAGAUAGAAAAUGAUAAUAUUAAUCUCUUCUACGAUAUUUUCCGCCGUUUUUAAAUCUACGGAAAUUCGGUGGACGAUGUGAAACUUAAGAAAAGUACAACAAUGAAAUUUGUGUACAAAUUGUUUUUCUUGUGCCUUAUCUUUGUUGCUUUAAUAAUAUUACUUAAUUUGACCAACUUCUCGAACAAGAUAUAUAAUGCCCAAGCCAAAGAAACUGCUGCUUUUUCAAGCUCCAUUAAAAAAUUCAUACCAAGCCCAAUAGUGGAAGAGGUAACAAUAUGUGUCGUAGUAUGUGGAGACAGAUUAGACGAGUCACUGACUAUGCUCAAGUCUGCUUUAGUUUUCACAAGAAGACCCCUACAAUUCAUUAUUCUGGCAGAGACAGAUUUAAUUUCUGCAUUCAAUGAAAAGCUGAUGGAAUGGAAGCUUAUGUCGAAUAAAACAUUUGACUUUGUAGUUAAACCUAUAACAUUCCCCGAAGGAAGUGAUGCAGCUAUGUGGAAGAAACUUUUUAAACCAUGUGCAGCACAAAGAUUAUUUCUACCUACAGUUUUAAAUGAGACGGAUGCUGUUCUUUAUAUGGACACUGAUACCCUGUUCUUAGCUCCUCCAGAGACAAUUUGGGAUGAAUUUAAGAAAAUGAAUUCCAGUCAAUUAGCAGCAUUAAGUCCUGAGCACGAAGAUCCUAAUACAGCAUGGUAUAAUAGAUUUGCAAAGCACCCAUACUAUGGAAAGUUAGGUGUGAAUUCAGGUGUUAUGUUAAUGAAUUUAACAAGGAUGAGAGAAUUUAGGUGGAUAGAAUACGUGAUACCUAUACACAAGGAAUACAAACUGAAGAUAACAUGGGGAGAUCAAGACAUAAUAAAUAUUAUAUUUCAUUACCAUCCUGAGAAGCUUUAUGUAUACUCUUGCAGGUACAAUUACAGGCCUGAUCACUGUAUGUAUAUGCCUGUUUGUACAAAAGCAGAGAAACAAGGUGCUUUGGUUUUACAUGGUUCCAGAGGCACGUUUCAUUCUCAGAAACAGCCACCUUUCAGAGCAAUUUACAAAGCUAUGCAAGAAUAUCAAUUAGAUACAGAUCCCUACGAUUAUCUGUUGGUGCCAAUGAGAAACUAUUUAGCUUUGGAACACGAAUCUAAUUGUGGAAAAGUAUGGAAAGUAUUUAUUAUUCAACCUGAAUUAUAUUUGGGCAGCAAUAAUAUUUAAACGUUUUUUUAAAACUCAUAGAAUACAACUACCCAAACAUAGUACUUCCUUUAAUCUUUCAUCAACAAAUUUCAAAUCUUUAUAAAAUAUUUAUAAAACA
This is a messenger RNA of Megachile rotundata (alfalfa leafcutting bee), 1459 nucleotides long. It is a transcript of the gene shams, whose product is annotated as glucoside xylosyltransferase 1 shams. Gene Ontology annotation, molecular function: UDP-xylosyltransferase activity. Gene Ontology annotation, biological process: protein O-linked glycosylation via N-acetylgalactosamine. NCBI's taxonomy places the organism in Eukaryota, Metazoa, Arthropoda, Insecta, Hymenoptera, Megachilidae. The record is from RefSeq and is a predicted model, not a curated record.